Messenger RNA from Ochotona princeps (American pika), 3875 nucleotides. RefSeq names its product zinc finger DHHC-type palmitoyltransferase 15 (gene ZDHHC15). NCBI's taxonomy places the organism in Eukaryota, Metazoa, Chordata, Mammalia, Lagomorpha, Ochotonidae. Gene Ontology annotation, biological process: protein targeting to membrane; synaptic vesicle maturation; peptidyl-L-cysteine S-palmitoylation. The transcript is spliced from 12 exons. Bases 81 to 1094 code for a protein of 337 amino acids. The record is from RefSeq and is a predicted model, not a curated record. Gene Ontology annotation, cellular component: Golgi apparatus; endoplasmic reticulum. Gene Ontology annotation, molecular function: protein-cysteine S-palmitoyltransferase activity.
UCUUUCCCGCCUCCCAGUCACCGCCCAAGCAGUUCCGACCCAGCGCCAGCAGGCCUGCUCGGUCGAUCUUCGAGCCGAAGAUGCGGCGGGGCUGGAAGAUGGCUCUAUCCGGGGGGUUGCGGUGCUGCCGCCGGGUACUGUCCUGGGUGCCAGUGCUCGUUAUUGUCCUCGUCGUGCUCUGGUCCUACUAUGCCUACGUCUUUGAACUCUGCCUGGUGACUGUUUUGAGCCCAGCAGAAAAAGUUAUCUACCUCAUACUUUACCAUGCCAUCUUUGUGUUCUUUGCUUGGACCUAUUGGAAAUCUAUCUUUACACUCCCACAGCAACCAAACCAGAAGUUCCACUUGUCUUAUACAGAUAAGGAACGCUAUGAAAAUGAAGAGAGACCUGAGGUCCAGAAGCAGAUGCUUUUUGAUAUGGCGAAGAAGCUGCCAGUUUACACAAGAACCGGGAGUGGAGCUGUACGAUUCUGUGACCGGUGCCAUUUGAUCAAGCCAGAUCGCUGCCACCACUGCUCUGUCUGUGCCAUGUGUGUAUUAAAAAUGGACCACCACUGCCCCUGGGUUAAUAACUGCAUUGGAUUUUCCAACUACAAAUUUUUUCUUCAGUUCUUAGCUUAUUCUGUUCUCUACUGCCUAUACAUUGCCACAACAGUCUUCAGCUAUUUCAUCAAGUACUGGAGAGGGGAAUUGCCCAGUGUUCGCUCUAAGUUCCAUGUACUUUUUCUCCUCUUCGUGGCCUGUAUGUUUUUUGUCAGCCUUGUGAUUCUCUUUGGUUACCACUGUUGGCUUGUCAGCAGAAACAAAACUACCUUAGAAGCCUUCUGCACUCCAGUGUUUACAAGUGGCCCAGAGAAAAAUGGGUUUAACCUUGGCUUCAUUAAGAAUAUCCAGCAGGUGUUUGGAGAUAACAAGAAGUUCUGGUUAAUACCUAUUGGGUCCAGCCCCGGUGAUGGCCACUCCUUCCCCAUGAGGUCUAUGAAUGAGUCACAGAAUCCACUGCUAGCAAAUGAAGAGCCUUGGGAAGACAAUGAGGAUGACAACCGAGAUUAUCCAGAAGCCUCUUCGUCUCUUGCUGUGGAAACGGAAACAUAGCAGUUUUCGCUUUUUCCUGCAUCUCUCAGACAGGACCCACCAUUUCCCAUGCGGCUUACAGAGUUCAGUGCCAGGAACCAUUGUAACUUUCAAAGCAAAACCACCAGGCUGGAUUGAAAGCUUCAGGAUUUGAAAGUAUCCCAUCCAGUCCCUGCUGUGCAGACAAUUCAGGACUUUACCAUUUGUUUCCUUCACUGACUGAACUUCAGUCUGGUAGCAGUUAAUUCAAGACAGUUCUCUUCUCUUCAUUUUUCCUGCCCCAAUGCACAAAAGCCUAAAUGUAAAGUCUAUCCCUUUAUUCAUCUUUUCAGGUAGAAGGGAAUUCAUGAGACUUCCUUGCUGUCUUCAGUUCCCCCCGAAAGACUAGCGAUCAUAUCUGUAGGGUCUUUUGGGUACUCAAGGGAAGCAGACUACAAAGCAUUUGCUGCUUGUAUGCAUGCGCAUUGAUAAACAGGUGUGUGUGCGGCAUAUCUCUACAGAAUUCUGCUAAGAGUUGUGAAAAAAUAAGGUUUGAAAUACACAAAGGCUUUUAUGUAUUCAUGCUUUUUCCCCUUUGGAGAAUUUUCAAUAUUUGCAGAACUUGGACCUGUCCCCAUAUCAGGUAUCUCAAUUUUGAGAGGGGAGAUUCAAUACACUGUGACCAAGGUGCUCAAAUUGGGAAUUCAACAACAAUGUAAAAUCUGUUCUCUGUCACAGAAGUUCCUGAAAGUACCACAGCGAAUAGAGAAGACCAGAUCAAAUUGCCUUCCACUCUAUUAAACAUAAUAAUUAGGGUUCUAAAGAUUUUUUUUAAUGCCAGGCUGUGGUAAAAUUCUCCAAUUACUUUUAUUCAAUUCUUUCCUGACUAGCUUUAUUUUAGUCUUUAUAGAGUACUUUCAUCAUGAAAGAAAGACUAUACGCCUAAGUUGUAGACCAUAGGUGUUCUCAAGGAUUUUAAGGUUGAAUUUCAGGUUUAAUUAUAAUACUGUUCAAAAGGGUAAAGUUUCACAGCUGACAUUAGCCUGUGGAUUAGCACUAAAGCUCUGUGUUUGCACAGCAGGGGUUAAUGUACAGAUAGUGAUAACUGAACAGUAAUACGCCAAUCUUUUUUUCUUUUUUACCUUCAGUGGUGGCUCAGCCAUUAAGACAGUUUACAUCCAUUUCCCCAUUUAUUUAUAAUCAGCCUUUCUUUCAGUUCCAGUGCCUGAAUCAAUGAGUAUGGACACUAAUGUCGCGUCUUUAUACUAAUAAUACCUAGGACUAUCGAUAUUUCUUAUUUUUUUUUCAACUGGCACUCUAGUGCCCAGCUUCUGACAACAAAAGCGCCAACUCUUACAGAGAUCAGUGAGACUUACAAGCAUCUGAUAGGUAUCAAGGAAUUGAGCUCCUAGGGGUAUGAUUAGGUAGACUAAAUUAUCCUCCUGAAAUCUUUUUGAGUAAAAAACAGUUACCUGUCACCAACAAUUCAGUAGUGGAACUGAGAAGGUGAGCAAUCAGCUACUUAAAGCAACAACAAAGCAUGUUCAUUCAGGCCUCCUAGGUUCUUUUGACCAAAAGUGAGACUUUUAACAACAUUACAUGGAUUGUGGUCAGCAGUUCAUCUGAAAUCAUACUAGAUGUGUCUAAAUGUAUUGGGACUGGGAACUGGUUCUAAAACUCAGCGUCCAAAAAGCAAUCUAGAAGACUAUGCACAUUGAUUUUAACAAUGAAAUAUAUAUUCAGAUGGAAAGAUUUCCCCCACACCUCACGUGAUCUUCUGAUAGACAAGCCUGGCUUUCAACUUCUCUAGAACUGCACCUUUCUUGCCCAGCUGAAAUGGCUCAGCUGGGAGAGUGUUAGACUAAAGAAGUGCACCUUUCUCUAAAAGGAGGGCCAUGACUUCCUCCCAUAGCCAGUGGGCCUCAAAGAACUCUUUCCUGUUCCCAUCUGUAUCAUCUUCUGCCAAGAGUUUAGGCAGAGCAGCUGCUAAGUACGUGUCAAAGACGGGAAGGAUCAAGAAUAUCUUUUGAUACAUGGAGUGUAGCAGUACUCAGUUGUCACAGAAAUCAGGUCACAAAAGACAGUGCCAAUAAACUACAGAGAAGUGUUGGAAGGAUAAAUCUCAGGGGAGCUAUAAUGCAAAGCUGUUUGUAUAAUGUCUUACGAACUUACACUGUCUUUAAAGGCCAAAUAAGUCAGUUUUACCUGGAGGCUUGGAGAUAAAAGGAAGCCUUAUCCCUUUCUUAGCACCUUGAUCCCUGUCUUAUAGACUCUGAUAAGAUCCCUACCUUUGGAUCAUUUGAGAAUCAACCACUGUACAUAGGCAUCCAACUGGUUGAUAAUUGAUCAAGAAGACAAAGAGAUUUUUAUAAUAAUCAGUGCACCCUGAUCUGGGUCCUUUCCUGCUCCUCUUUGGAGCCCUAUUUAGUAACCUCUGUGGGAUCUCAUUUCCUAGUCUUUGGUACUCAUCUUCCGUAUUUGCAAAAUGAAGGUACUCUUUGCUAGGAUCCUACAGCUGAAAGGUGCUAUGUAACUCCCUAGUGCUCUUAUAUGCCUUUAGUUGCAGGACCAGAAUUGAAAGUUUAACCAUAAUGUUAUUUCUAAGCAAACAGUGUGCUCCAUUCUUUCUUUCAUAUACUCAUUGCUGAUUUUUCCUCACAUAUUUCAGUAUUUUGUGUAAUAUUCUUCAAUUUGCUUCAAUAAUGCCCUUGGAAACAGAAUAGAAACUAUUUUCCCCAUGGUACAGCAGGAAAAAUUAAAGAGAAAAGAGAUUAAAUGCCCUCCAAAAGAACAUAGCUUUCUUGGGCAGAACUCACAGUUACC